AUGCAAUCUCAUUCUAGACAAAAUUAUGGUUUCAAGUAUAUUUUAGUUGUUAUAGAUACAUAUAGUAAGUACGUAUGGCUUAAGGCGUUGAAAAAUAAAACAACGAAAGAAUGUACAAAAGGCAUGUUUAAAAUAUUGAAAAAAGCUCAUCCGAAAUUAUUACAGACAGAUAAUGGUACAGAAUUUUACAAUGCUCAAUUUCAAGAUGUAAUGAAAAAAUUUAAAAUUAAACAUUACAGUUCAUACAGUGUUAUUAAAUGCUCAAUUGCGGAACGCGUGAUCAGAUCUAUUAAGAAUAAUAUAUGUAAAUAUUUUACUGCUACUGGUACAUGGAAUUGGUAUAAUACACUAUCAAAAAUUACACAAAAUUAUAAUAAUACAAAACAUAGAACAAUCAAAUGUACACCGAAUGAAGCUCGAAUGGAUACAAACAAUAUUAAAUUUAAUACACAAAUAAAUUAUACAUUAUAUAAUCCAAAAUUUAAAGUUAAUGACAAAGUAAGAAUAUCCAAGUAUAAACAUAUAUUUAGUAAAGGAUAUACACCAAAUUGGACAACGGAAAUAUUUACAGUUUCAAAAGUUUUACAGACAAAUUCAGUAACUUAUCAACUAAAGGAUGAAUCAAACAAUAUAAUUUUAGGUGGUUUCUAUGAACAGGAAAUUAAAUUAACUGAUUUUCCAAACACCUUUCUCAUUGAACGUAUUGUAAAAAAAGUUGGGAAUAAAAUGCUUGUUAAAUGGUUAGGUUUUGAUUCAAGCCAAAAUUCAUGGAUAACAUCAUCAGAUAUUUUAACAUAA
Messenger RNA from Macrosiphum euphorbiae (potato aphid), 798 nucleotides. The record is from the annotation of a GenBank genome assembly. Lineage: Eukaryota; Metazoa; Arthropoda; Insecta; Hemiptera; Aphididae.